AUGUUUGAAGAUCCUAAAUUUUAAGUACAUUGUAAAAAAUACCAUCAAUAAGUAAAAUGUAAUCCUUUCCAGCACAAAUUUUAUUAAUUUUUAUCUAUAAGCUGUUUACAAUGUAUGGUGUUUCUGAAUUUCCUAUUGGUGUUUGACCCCAUGUCCAUAAUUUUCCUGAAUAAUCAAGACCGCAUGCAAGAUGAGAGGAAAGAGACACCUAUUUAAAAUCUGUAGCAAUUCUACUAGGAAUAGGUAAAAAGUAUAUCUUUGAAAUUCCAAGAGUGCCAUAAUGAUUCUUAUCGUCUCCAAAAGAAUACACCUAUCCAGAAUAUGA
Messenger RNA from Paramecium octaurelia, 325 nucleotides. The record is from the annotation of a GenBank genome assembly. Lineage: Eukaryota; Ciliophora; Oligohymenophorea; Peniculida; Parameciidae.